This is a messenger RNA of Coregonus sp. 'balchen', 4519 nucleotides long. NCBI's taxonomy places the organism in Eukaryota, Metazoa, Chordata, Actinopteri, Salmoniformes, Salmonidae. The record is from the annotation of a GenBank genome assembly.
GUAAUCACUCUCGCUUCGACUCUUCUAAAACAUCUUAUUCAUUUUUACCAUAUUGGAUUACUCUUUUGGGUAAUUGCUGCAAAAUAUAUUUUACGAUACUGUUAUUUUCCUGGAAAAGAAAGCUUAGCGUUUGCUAACUAUUAAUUAUUCACCUCUUUAGGCGGAUGGUUUAUUUGAAUUCUGAAAGGUGUCCAGCAAGCUAACAAGGCCUUGGCUUUAACUUGCUACCGUUAGCCCUGCUAGCUAGCUAUUUGCUUAGCUAAGCUUAUGAACCUUGAUACUAGUUUUAUUGUAAUGUUGGUAUUUCUAACGCUAAAAUGAUUAUUUAGUUUGAUGUGGUCCUCUAGCUCAACUGGUAGAGCACGGCGCUUGUAACGCCAAGGUAGUGGGUUCGAUCCACGGGACUACCCAUACACAAAAAUGUAUGCACGCAUGACUGUAAAUCGCUUUGGAUAAAAGCGUCUGCUAAAUGGCAUAUUAUAUUACUAUUAUUAUGUUAAAGUUCAAAAUUGUGACAAUCCAAUCAGUUUUAGCUAGCUACCGUUGGCUAUUGGAAGGGGGCGGCACGGGGCUUAGCGAAGAAAAACACCGCCAGCCAAGCUAGCUUUAGCUCAACACAUUUUAGCUUGCUUGACCACGGACAGAACUUUGGCUUGACUAGCUACUGUAGCUAGCUUGCCCCCGAUAUAAACGUACCUUUUAACUUGUCUCCAGGUAUUUGAUAUUUCAGACCUCAUGGUUGUCUGCAUUGAAAUGGAUGGUUACGCAUUUCUGAUGCAUUUACAACAUCAUUAGCUACCAUCUGAAAGAAACCGUUUAGAUUGCCAGAAGAGACCAACCGUACCGUUACGCUUGUUUACACUGAGCUGCAGCGUAAACAAGCGUAACGGUAGGGUCGGUAUCUUCUUGCAAACUGUUGUACUUUCGGAGGGUUAGCUAGAUGGGAGUAACUAUUUCAGUAGGACAGCAUUUCGUGGACAGUUUUUGUGGUCCUCUGUAGCUCAGCUGGUAGAGCACGGCGCUUGUAACGCCAAGGUAGUGGGUUCGAUCCCCGGGACCACCCAUACACAAAAAUGUAUGCACGCACGACUGUAAGUCGCUUUGGAUAAACGCGUCUGCUAAAUGGCAUAUUAUUAUUAUUAUUAUUAGCGUUUGCAAAUAUGCAUGGUAGAAAAUGGAACGUUUGUGGGCCCUACAAGUUACUAGUGUCAUGAUCUGUAAAAAGCAGCUGAAACAAUAUGAUUGGGUUUUAGAUUAGAAUGUCAAAUAUGAUGUUCUAAUGCGGAAAGUUCUAACUGAAAUCCUGUUUUUAUCUUAUCUAUUUUCCCCUUUCUCUCAGGAGAAUGGCUGCUGCCGAGGUGAACGAUAGUUCUGCCCCAGUGAAGGAGGAGAAGGAGACUAUGGAAGUCGCGGCCGAAGGCGAGCACACAGAAAUCUACCAGACACUCAUCAAUGCUGGACUGCGGCAGAAGGUGGCUGAAAGUCUCUACAACAUAUUCUCAACAGGUGGGGCAUCCGUCAUACAAUGGCUGAGUCUGAUCUAUUUUCUGAAGAUACAUGAUGUUGCUCGAGGAUCCAUGAAAGGCCAGUUUGUAAUAGUAGUAAUCUGUCUUGUACCCACAGGGUUGCUGGAGUAUACUGACCUAGAAGAGGGGGCCAUCGAUGCGCUGCGGGCAUUCAAUGAAGAGGGAGCGCUGUCUGUACUCUCACAGUUCAAAGAAAGUGACCUAUCUAAUGUGCAGGUGAGUUACAGGGGGAGCUGAAUGAACGAGAAUGAAUGCAAGUCAUUUUAAAUGAUGAUUCAUUCGAAAGAGUCUUAAGAAGUUGACAUUGAGGGGUCUAUAAUUUUUCCUCUCCUCAUAACACCAAUACAUAAAUCAACUCUGCUGUGGUUUGCUUUCCAGAACAAAAGUGAUUUUCUUUGUGCAGCUAUGAAGACGUACAGACAGACGGAAAAGCAAGGAAGUAAAGUACAAGAAUCCACUAAGGGUCCUGCCGAGUCCAAGAUCAAGGUAAAAUGCAGCAGUUUGAAAGUUCAUUCAGUUGUGUCAAUAGAACUUCCUGUGUGUGUGUACCUGCUCAGGUUGUGUAGUUCUGUAGUGGUUAUGCUGAUGUCUACGUGUUCUCCAGGCUCUGCUGGAGCGGACAGGAUACACCCUGGAUGUCACCACCGAACAGAGGAAAUACGGAGGGCCCCCACCAGAAGAAGUGUUUAAAGGACCACAGCCUGGGAUGGGAACUGAGGUAAAGCUGCUUGAGUUGCUUCAUUUUCAAGUAACAUUAUUUGAAAGGGUAAUGGUCAUUGUGGCAAAGCCGUUGACUGAUAUAGAGAAGAUAAAUCAGUUUGCAAGACUGUGGCUCCAAGAAUGUCAACAAAGAAGUUUAUAGCAACACAACAGCAGUCUUUCCCGAUCACAUUGUGGAACCCUCACUCAGGCUCUGUUUUCUGCAUUUAGGUGUUUGUAGGAAAGAUCCCCAGAGACCUGUAUGAAGACGAGCUGGUGCCUCUGUUUGAGAAGGCGGGCCCAAUCUGGGACCUGAGGUUAAUGAUGGACCCCCUGUCUGGUCAGAACCGGGGCUAUGCUUUCAUCACCUUUUGCGACAAGGAUGCAGCAACUGAGGCUGUGAAACUUGUAAGUCCCUGCAGCCAGUCUAUAGUCUUAGUUUACCUUCUAAGAACCAAGGGGCUGGUUUCCCAGACACCGAUUAAGCCUGGUCCUGCACUAAAAAUCACUUUCAAUAGGGAAUCUUCAUUGGGUGUGCUUUUUAGUCUAGGGCCAGAGUUAAUGUGUCUGGGAAACCGGCCCAAGAUGUGAUACACAUUUCAUUGGAGCAGUUGUCGGACCGCCUCCAGCUAUCUUGUCAACCCUACAAAGCCAUCUUUCCUCUUCUGGUUUUCAGUGUGACAACUAUGAAAUCCGAUCAAGGAAAUACCUUGGAGUGUGCAAAUCUGUAGCAAACAACCGCCUGUUUGUCGGAUCAAUCCCAAAGAACAAGACCAGAGAGAACAUAUUGGAGGACUUCAGCAAAGUCACAGGUCAGUUAAGUGCAGACUAAUUUGGUUUACAUUGUUUUAUGUUUUGUGGGUUAUCAUUGGUCAGAUAUCAGUCAUGUGACUCUCGUUCUUCUUACUCCAGAGGGGCUUCAGGAAGUGAUCCUCUACCCCCAAACGGAUGACAAGGAGAAGAAUCGUGGCUUCUGUUUCCUGGAGUACGAGGACCACAAGUCCGCAGCCGAGGCCCGCCUCUGCCUCAUGAGUGACACAGUGAUGGUGUGGGGGAACCCAGUCACUGUGGAGUGGGCCAACCCGGUCACUGAGCGCAACGCGGGUGCCUUGGCCCAGGUGAGUCUCAUCUCUCUCACACUUUCUCUGUUGCUCUCUCUCUCCCAUCUCUUGUUUUUGUUUUACCCUCCCCCCUCCGUGUUCCACUUCUGUUGACUUUUAUUAAUCUUGUGCUUUUAUUUAUACUUUUCUAAAUGGCGUUGACCUUUGAUGUCCAUGUGAGUCAGCAGGUGAAGGUCUUGUUUGUCAGGAAGCUGGCCGCCUCGGUCACAGAGGAGCUGCUGGAGAAGACAUUCUCUGCCUUUGGCAAAGUGGACCGGUUGAAUAAGCUAGAAGACUAUGCCUUUGUCCACUUUGUAGACAGAGACGCAGCUGUGAAGGUGGGUUACCCUCAGUAAAACAUAUUAAUUGUUUUCAGUUUUUUGUGUGGGGGGGGGGGGGUUUACCUUGCUUCGGAUGUGUAACAUUUUGGCUGCAUGUUUUAGGCAAUGGCAGAAAUGAAUGGGAAGGAGCUGGGGGGAGGGGAGAUUGAGAUAAGAAUGGCGAAGAGGAAGAAAGCGCGAAACGCUCAGCGCCAGGCCACCAGAAACCGAAGGUGAGGCCACAGAGAGACUGGGAUUGACUGUUAUCUGAUUGAGUAAAUAUCCCAUCAUGAGAUUACAUUGAAGAUGAUAUGUUUUCUGCAGGUAUGAUGACGAUUACAACCACCCACCGCCACGCAUACCUCCACCAGAUAGGGGCAGUGGCCGAAGGGGCGGGGACUACGCAGCCUAUCCCCGAGACUACCACAGCUACGAUGACUACUAUGGCUAUGACUAUCACGACCCCCGCAGAGGUUACGAGGACCCCUACUACGGUUACGAGGACCCCUACUACGGUUACGAGGACCCCUACUACGGUUACGAGGACUCCUACUACGGUUACGAGGACUCCUACUACGGUUACGACGACUUGUACAGAAUGAGGGGCCGUGGCAGACUGCCCAGCAGGGGAGCCCCACCCCCACCCAGGGCCCACGGACCACCACCCACACAGGGCCAAGGGGGCUAUGCGCGGAGGGGUCCACCCAUCGCAGGGCCCAGGGAUGGCAGAGUAAGGGGCCGUGGGGGACCCUUCCAGCCACAGAGGGACCACAGUACCCGAAGAACCAGGGGGAACCGUGGGGGCAAUGGGGGCAGGAAGAGGAAGGCAGACGCCUUCAACCAGCCUGACUCAAAGCGCCGGCAGACCAACUAG